This is a messenger RNA of Scomber scombrus (Atlantic mackerel), 992 nucleotides long. It is a transcript of the gene psmb10, whose product is annotated as proteasome 20S subunit beta 10. NCBI's taxonomy places the organism in Eukaryota, Metazoa, Chordata, Actinopteri, Scombriformes, Scombridae. Gene Ontology annotation, molecular function: threonine-type endopeptidase activity. The record is from RefSeq and is a predicted model, not a curated record. Gene Ontology annotation, cellular component: proteasome core complex.
UAAAAAGAAACCCAUGAAAAGCGCUGACACACUGGCUGUUAGCAGGGUUUUAUUUUAACCCUCAGCUCCGUUUCUUCACCCUUCAGAUUCAUCUCCCUUCACCUGUAAAGAUGCUCCACACUUUGAAGCCCUUUGAGAUGGAGGCUGGAGGUUUCUGCUUUGAAAACAGCCGCAGAAACACGAUGUUGGAGUCCAGUUUUUCAGAGCUGGGCUACAAAGCUCCCAACGCCAGAAAGACGGGGACGACCAUCGCUGGCAUCGUUUAUAAGGAUGGAGUGAUCCUCGGAGCAGACACCAGAGCGACAGACGACAUGGUGGUGGCCGACAAAAACUGCAUGAAGAUUCACUACAUCGCUCCUAAGAUCUACUGCUGCGGCGCCGGCGUGGCCGCAGACGCAGAGAUCACCACGCAGAUCAUGUCGUCCAACGUGGAGCUGCACACACUCAACACUGGGCGGCCUCCUCUCGUCGCCAUGGUAACCAGACAGCUGAAACAGAUGCUGUUCAGGUACCAGGGUCAGGUGGGUUCAUCUCUGAUCGUCGGAGGAGUCGAUGUGACCGGAGCUCACCUGUACAGCGUUUACCCACACGGCUCCUACGACAAGCUGCCCUUCCUCACCAUGGGUUCUGGUUCUGCAGCCGCUGUCUCUGUGUUUGAGGACAGAUUCAAACCAAACAUGGAGCUGGACGAGGCGAAGCAGCUGGUGCGAGACGCCAUCACCGCUGGGAUUUUCUGUGAUCUGGGUUCAGGCAGCAACGUGGAUCUGUGUAUCAUCACUCAGGCCGGGGUCGAGUACCUGCGAGCCUACGACAAACCCACCACCAAGGGAAAAAGUAUGGAGACUGAAUAAAACACUUCUAUACUCCAGAUGUAGCUGUGCAUCAGUGUACUGGAAUAAGAAAGUGUGAGGUCAAAUGAGUUAUAACUGGUUGUUUAUCACUACUGAAAUUAGUUUUUCUUUGACAUCAUAGUUUUAUGAAUAAAAGCUUUU